CUACUCGGACGCAGCAUCACCGGACAUUUCGACCGGGCAUUUCAAUUUUGAGAAAGAGUAGGACCAGCCGCGUCCCCCGCACUUCGUGCCCCCGUGUGUGCCGUCUCACUCGCUCCAAGGACACACAAAAGGACCAAGGAGCGAUAACUUCAUCACAGCGUGGCGCUCUCACUCGCACGCACGCCUUGGUGGGGGACGACGUUGCGAAUUGUUAUUGAAGUCAUGCCCCCGAAGGCGACUUCGGGAAGGCUGUCAGUUGCUACUAAACGUCCGCUCGCAACGUUCGUACCCAGGUGACCCGUGUGGCCUCCGCUCUAAGUGUCGGCAGCUUAUGCACUGUAAACUAUAUCGUCACGCAUCUCCGGGUUUCAAACAAGUGCCAAUUGUUAUCUGUUUGUUAACUUUGUGAUAAAACAUCUAAGACUUUGUGAACUCUUCCUUACGUGCUAAUUAAUAAUUUUAGACAAACUUUAAUAUAUAACAAAACAAGUGCUACAAAGUAAAGUGAUAUCGGAGUGCCGCAGAAGUGAAUUCGGACCGCUCGGUUGACAGUUUGUUUUGCCGGCGCCGAGCCAGGCGAGUGUUUACGCCGCGCACGUGGUGCGCCGCCCGCCCGCGCGCGGAAAUGCCGCGAAAAACUUUCUUCGACAACACCGCCGUAGUAUAAGUCGGGUUGAGACGAGGGGUGACGGGCCGCGACCAUGACUUUUACCUGUAGCGCCUGAUUGAUGCAGUGCGGACUUCAUGUACGUCGAGACGAAGACUGUUGCUUUUUUAUUAUUUUUUUUUCGUUGGAGGAGACGGUGCUCUCCGCUGGGUUGAUGAUUUAAAUGGCUAACAGCAGCGCAGUGUCGUCGACCUUACCGUCGAGGGAUUAUCAUUGUGAAGUUUGUGACCUUUACCUGGACACUGUUGAUUCUUUAAAGGUACAUGUACAAUACCACAAAGAAAAUUUAUAUGCAAAGUGGAGUACGCAAAACUCACAAAAUGAUAGUGAAAACAACAACGGUACAAAAGUGAAGAACGAGACGACCGUGUCGGCUCCAGCCGACUCGAGCGACAAUAUGAUCACGAAGCCGAGUCCGGAGUUCCAGCAGCGGGCCACGCCGGAGACCUCGGCACAGUUCCCUCACCCAGCGACACCUCAGAGCUAUCACAGCGCGCCUUCGCCCUACCAAAACCCGGAUCAGACCAAUUUUUCACCGGGACCACAGUUCGGUAAUAACUACUCACAUUCUGGGUUUCCUCAAGGCCAGCAUCCUGAUCAAAUAAAUUGGGAACAGUCACAAUAUAACCAAGAUUACCAUAAACCUAAUCGCUUCCACCCAUACAAUAUGCAAGAAAGGGUUUCGCAAGUGUCAUCUUCGAGCCCGCUGUAUGGGCAGCCACUAAAUCAACCGACGCCAUCGCCGUCCCCUAACCAGUGUGAUAAGUGUGGCUUUGUGUGCGACUCCGCGGUGCAGCUCAAUGAACACUGCAACUCUGCUCACGCGGGGUCUAGUGCUACCGCCUCCUCCGCCUCCAUGCCUUUUCAACAAUUUCCACCGAAACAGUAUAACAAUUCCGGCUACCAGAACGAUAACACAAAGGUUAAAGAAGAACAUGAAGAGUCGUCUGAUAUACUGGAUUUGGAUUCUCAGAAAGUUGUUUAUCAAGGAAAUGAAGGUGAGCAACCUAAUUCUUCUUAUGAUCAAACUGCCUCUCAAGGGCGUGAAGUGAACCCACGUACUGUACCUAUGAUGCCAUGGGAAACACAAAAGCUGUACAGCAAUCCACAACUUAAUGGGGACGUUUCUUUAUUUAAAGAUCAGAAAAUGUUUGGUGAUAAAACUUACGCAGCUGAUACUAAAAUGUUUCAUCAAGAACAGAAAUUCCCUUAUGUUCAAGACAAAUUUCUUGCUGUUCAUCACGACCAAAAGCCAUUUAUGCACGUUGAGCAAAAAAUAUAUCCUGGUGUUCAAAUGCCUCCACUGACCGAUUAUUCUGGGACCGUGGCUUCAUCCAAUCCUGAUAUGAAGCCUCCGUACCGACCAUAUGACUCAUCUGCGGCGCCGCAAAUAACAAGCACACAACCGACUAACCCAGCAUCCUCUGCCAUGCCCUCUAUGGGUGGAAAAGGAGCCAACUGGAAGUCAAAUGAAGCACGGAGACCCAAAACCUACAACUGUACUGCUUGCAACAAAUGGUUCACAAGCUCGGGUCAUUUGAAACGACACUACAAUACCACAUUACAUAAAAAUGCAGUAAGAUCUUCUGGACAGCCUGACCCAGCUACUAUGCCGAUCUCAAAUCAUCACCACCCGAGUCGCGAAACGUUACAAGCGCGUGCCGCGCAGCAGGCCGCUGACUCCAACACGCAGAGCCCCGUCCCCUCCGAAGACGGGCGCAGCGUGGACGACGCUGCGCUGCAGUCACCGUACGCUUCGCAAAGCUUCGACCGGUCUCAUCGGGUCGCCUCAAUGCAGUCCAAAUCGCCGUACACACAUCUUCAACAGGGUAAUUUAGAUAAUAAUUUCAGUAAUAAUCCAUUAGCUAAUCACCCUUUACAGCAUCAGGCCGGUUCUCAUCCGCUCAACAUAGGUAGUCAACCGCCUGGCAUAGGUAAUCCGGCAGACAAUAAUCAUCAGGGUACAAAGGGAGUCCCUAUUACUACACCAGGGAAUCCCCCAAACGGGGAAGCAGGUCCCUCUGUUUCUCAAAAUCACCAUAUGAGGGGCCUGCUAUCAGUGUCAACCAGCAAUAUUUCAACUCCAGCUCUAACUCAGACUACUCCGGCGCUUACACCGCACACGCUGCCGCCGUUCAGUCAUUUGGGUGUCAACCCGUACAACCCGAGGUCUACGGAUCCUUUGGGGGGUUCGGUUCCGGACACCACGCACACCCCAUUAUAUUUGGGUCAGAAUUUUCAGCAGACUAUAGCACCGAAUUACCCAAACGGGAUGGCCCCCCACGUUAUGGAUAUGGCUAUCAACAACCUGCCUAUAGCCAAUCCAGCUACUUUUGGUGAAUCGUCACCUGAAACAGCUGAAGUAAUGGAACAGGACGCGUCGAAUCAAUCUGCCAGCGUGCGAUUGCCGAGCUUCGCACAGCUGCAGACGCAGCGGUUCGGCGUGUACGUUUCCAACUAUAUAACAUCGCCUAACGUGGGGGGUCAAGUUAUUGCUGAUGAGUCUUCCGCCGGUUACAUUAUUGUGGAUCCGGUUCACGCUCCCUUGCAAUAUACGAAUAUCGAAAUCGGUGGACAGAGUAUGGAUUAUGAAUAUAGUUUAGCGCCCCGACCAGUUAAAGAAUUCGUUUCUUACAAUCCAGAUAAUUUAAAGAUAUAUCCGUACGGGUACGCGGUAGGAGGGAAAACGAUAAAACGAGAAGACGAUUUUAUGCGCACAGACUCAAGUGAGCUUCAAAUAUUAAAAAUAGAGGAUAUCAUGGAUUACGCAAAUAAAGAAAACUAUAGUACGCAAAUGAAAUCACCAGCUAGUCCUGAGAGCGCAAAAGCUGAGAAUGAAAGCCGAAGUUCUCCAUUAAUUUCUUCAACGGUUCCGAAUACUCCACUGUCGGAGAGGAACCAGCUGAAGAAGAGCGCGCCCGCUACGGUGCACAAGUGCUACGAGUGCGACAAGUUGUUCAACAAGGCCUGCUAUCUGACGCAGCAUAAUAAGACUUUCCACUCGGGAGCCAAGCCCUUCAAGUGCGAUCGCUGCGGCAAGCGUUUCUCGGACGAUGUCUCUUAUGAUUGCCACUACAUGAAACACACAGACAAUAAACCCUUCAAGUGCAACGAGUGCCCUAAAUCCUUUAACCAUAAAACUGAUCUGCGCCGGCACAUGUGCCUGCACUCCGGCUGCAAGCCCUUCGCUUGCGAUCACUGUGGUAAAGGGUUUAUAAGAAAGGAUCACAUGAUAAAGCACUUUGACACUCAUAUUAAGAAAAACUUACGCACCUCUUCAUCGCCAUCAUCUUCAACAUCACCAUCGUGAAUGACCUACGUAGUUUUCAGAUCGUCCCCGUCAGGGACAAAGUAAAGUUGUCGUGUAGACAUAUCAUUUGAAAUUUACAAAGUAGCAACUUUGCAAUAUAGUUUAACUUUUGAAGUAGGGUCGUAGGUUAUUAACGUUAGAUCGGAACGUUUCGUUGUUCGUGCCGUGGCGAUGAUUAUGCGCCGCCCGGACCCCGGGCAGCGCUGCGGGCCGCGGGCUCGCGGGUCGCGUCGCGGGCGCAUAUAUAUCCAGUUCGCUGGCUCAGUUUUUUGUUGUUCAUUCAAUCUAACCUUGUUUUCGGUGCAAGGUGACUUUUACAUGCCUGGGCGUCUGAGCUCUUAAACAUGUAAUUAUAUGACGGAAUAUUAUUCCGCGCUAACAAUUUAGCAGACCCGAACCAUAUCAAUUUUAUGCAUAUGAACAUCGACAAAUAUCAAAGUUAUUAGAAAAAUUUUCAUUAUUCUAUGAGCGGACAAUUUAUAUACUAUAGGUAUUCAUUAUACAUUGUUUUACUAAGUAUAUACAUAUUACGCUACUUCGACGUUUCUUGGUUGUCAUGUUAAUAAGAACGUACAUCGCGUUUUGUACACAAGUUAAAAUAUUUUUUGUAAAUAUAUUGGGACUUAUUUGCCAGACAUUUUAUGAUCAUAGACUUAUUAAUUAUAAGAGAUGACUUUCUUUUGAUUAGGUUUUAUAAAUAAACGUGUAACCAAACAUGGCAUUAAUAACUAGAACAUUAUCAACAUCCACAAGUCAAUAAAGAUCACAAUCCAGUGAGUGCGUAGCGCUGGCGCGGCGCGCGUCGCGUCGCGUCCUGUUGCGUGCGACGUGCGACCAGCGCGCCGCACGCAGCGCCCGGUCGCGAUCUCCACAUCAUUUGUUCUAGUUAUACAUUUUGUAAUAUUGACUUGUAGAAAUAUUUUCCGGUGCUUCCUAUUAUUAUUUUUCUGUUAAAAUUUGUUUAAAUGUUAAGCUAGUUAACUUACUUUGUUUAAAUUUCGGAAUGUUUUACGUAAAACAAAUUUGUGUCCGAUUUAAGUUACCAAUUUGUUAGUUGAACGAAUUUAGUUUACAAACAUUCCUGUUUCGUUAGUGGUAGGAAAGUAGUCUUCCUGAACGUUGCCAAAUUAUUACCGCCAACUGUCUGUUGCGAAACGAUUUAAUUUUUAUAAGUUGUAGCUUAAUAAUAUCUAAUGAAAUUCUCUAGCAAUAAUUUAACUAAUAAUAAUGUAAAUGUUUUUUUGUAUAGUAUUAAAUAAAAUUAUCGCGAGUAUCGGUAUAUGUACUUAAAAUAAAAUGAAAACUUUGUACAUAAUUGUGAGAAAACUGUUUGGUUAAUCAACAAUUUAGAACAUAUCAAGGCCGACAUGUGCGGAUGAGUCAAAGUACCUCGCUUGUCGAGGCCACCUUUUAUUGCUGCAUCGCGCCCUGGCCCUUUGCACUGACGCGGCGCGCGGCGCGCGAUGCUGCGCGGCAUCCCGGCACCGGCCCGCGCCGGCCCGCCUCGACCACCGGGGUACACUGACACAUUCGCUUUUCAAUCCAUAUCAUUGGUCUAUUAGCAGAUUUAGCACCUACAAAAUAUUUGUUUACCUUCGACUAAAUGUGCAAUAUGAACAUUACGAUGGAAUUAAUUUUGAUAAUGUUUGUAUUUGAAUGUUGAUUAUAUUGCAGAAGUAUUUUUAUACAAAUAGAAUAGCACUUACAAUAUUAAUCUACCUCAUCAGUGACUAUAUCUAUUGAAGAGCCGAUAUAAUCAUAAUUAACUAUACAUUGUUGUUUCGUUCAAUAGAAAAAAAGCAAUAAAUGUUCAUCAUACAAAUUUGGACUCAGUUGGCCUACCUCCUAGAUACGAAUAAAUUUUUAACAUAUUUUGUACAAUAUAGUAGAUAAGUGGUGACUAUACCUAACUAUAAUGCGGCAGUCGCUUGUGUCCGUUUCCAGUUCCGGUGUCGGACGAGAAACGCGACAUGGCGCGAAGGGCGCUCGCGCUAAGGUAGUGUAUACCAAGUACCUACACAAAGUACUAAAUUUGUAAACAUACGUACAAACUGUUUUAAGCAGAAUAAACAAUAAAGUAUAAGUUAAUAUUGUUGAGAAAAAUAUUGUAUAACAGAAGUUUUCUUCGUAGCAAUAAUAAAACAAAAUAAAACAAUUAUGAAACUUAACUACCUCAUGUAACGAGUAAUAGGAUUAAAGUGGCGGUGUUGUGAGGGCACUCUGUCGGCCUGCCGCAGCCGCCGCUCGCCGCUGAAACCGAUUACCUCAACUUGCCUUCCGUUCUUGUACACUGUAGUAAAGUAAAUGUUAGUAGCGCAGGCGAGCGCGGCGGCGUGCGCCGCAAGGGUGUCCGCGGCCAGAUAAAUAUAUAUUUUAGUAGACGUGGUUAUCUUUCAUACCGUUUAAAGCACACACAUAGAAAUAACAGUUUAAUUUUUACUAAUGUAAAUAUUAAAUAACGAUAAAUUUGUUAUUUAUCAUAUUCUAUUAUCGUAUCCAUCGAUAGACUUAUUUUGAAAUAAGUUUAACGUAGUGAUUACAAGUUUAUAACAAUAGUUCAUAAGUAUAAUGGAGAGACGUAAGUUUUAUGUGAUGAUUAUGUUUGUGUAUAAGGAUUAAUUUAAAUAUCAGUUACCAGGUGAUUUCUGUUACAUUGAGUUGAGUAAAAUUGGGAAAGUUAUAUACGGUAAGAUGUUGUUUUCUUUGAAUUGUUCCCUUGUCCAAUUAUGUCGAUACGUCUGUAGCAGAGACAGAUAAGGAGUGAUGUUGAAAUGGUUUUUUAUUCAAAGGAAAUUUGUUUACAAUAAGCGUAGCGCAAAUUUUACUGGUGUCGCUAGGUGAGGGUCAGCCGUUCGUUGCCAAAGGCCCUCGUUCUGCCGCCCGCAGCCGCGCGCUGUCGCCGCACGCUGAUCGUUGCCUAGACACUUUAUAGAUCUAAGUUUUACUAUAGCUACCUUAGAUUAAGGCGACAGAUCUGUUAACACCGCUAUGGCGAAAGUAUACUUCAAUAUCACUGCUUUGCGUUACGAUUUGUUCACCAGUUCGUACUCAAAUAACGAUUGCUAAAAUAUAGUAUAUACCAUUAUUUCUACAUUAUGUGAUACUUGCCUUGGUAGCAUACAUUAAGCACCUCAUUUAUUACGUGAGUUAAGUAUGUACUGAGAACAAAUCUAAUUGUAUUUAUUAUGCGAAAAUGUUGUAUGUUUCCCGCUCCGCGAUUUGUUCUAUAUUUUAGGUAUCGCGAUGAGAGUUGAGCGUUGAGCAUCAAGUGUAUUGUAUUGUAUAUGAGCCGUUUUUCAUGCGUGACAAGUGUGUCCGACGACAAGACACUAUAUGAACCUCAAGUCUCACAGCGCUACCGGUACUGUGUUUAUUGUUUUGUAUUUAUAAUUUUAUAUUCCCAAGACUCGGAGUCCACUGUACCUGAGGACUUGCUCUCUCAAGUAUCUAUUGUAUAGUAACCCUAAAUUACCUACUCGUUACCUGUAGCUUUAGUGGUUGUUUCAGAUCUGUCAGUAAAUAUAAAUUUAAUGUGAAA
Molecule: messenger RNA, 7515 nt
Organism: Cydia strobilella
Lineage: Eukaryota; Metazoa; Arthropoda; Insecta; Lepidoptera; Tortricidae
Gene: zld
Exons: 1
Coding region: 831-3977 (1048 amino acids)
Biological process (GO): regulation of transcription by RNA polymerase II
Cellular component (GO): nucleoplasm
Molecular function (GO): DNA-binding transcription repressor activity, RNA polymerase II-specific; RNA polymerase II cis-regulatory region sequence-specific DNA binding
Source: RefSeq, a predicted model, not a curated record